This is a messenger RNA of Racocetra persica, 200 nucleotides long. NCBI's taxonomy places the organism in Eukaryota, Fungi, Glomeromycota, Glomeromycetes, Diversisporales, Gigasporaceae. The record is from the annotation of a GenBank genome assembly.
CUAAUGAAUUUGAUCAACUGCAUGCACAAAAUUUAACAAGUUAUCAUCAAAGCCUUCCUUUACAUUAUACAAAUAUACACUAUCAAAGCCUUCUACCAUACUAUACUAAAACAAGUCAAAGCUCUCCUAUAUCUAAUGAAAAUAAUGAAACAAGUAGUCAAAGUCAAAGUUAUACUGUAUCUAAUGAAAAUAAUGAUUAA